UCCAAAUGGAGGGAUGUUUUGGGAACCUCAUGGGCCAGAGGUGAUCAGGGGCCACAGCUUCUCCAUCAUCUGCUCCAUUCAUCCACAGUAUCCUGGAGGCCUCUUCYAUCUGGACUUCUCUGGGUCCAACAGAACMGAGACUACGCCAGCAGUCAACCACUCUGCCUGCUUCCACUUCCCUGUUGCAGAGUAUACAGACCAGGGGAAAUACAGCUGCAGCUAUGGAGUCAACAUCUCCACCCGGUCAUUCAGGUCGGCUAAUAGUGAACUAGCUGUCACCAUUAGAGCAUCUAUGGUCCCCAUCAUUGCCUCUGGAGGGUCUGGUGGGCUAGCACUCCUGUUUCUGCUUCUGCUUGUCAUCUGUCUAGUCAGCAGGAGGACAAGGAGGAGCAGCAAGCCAUCUACAGAGACUGACCAGAGAGAAUGUAUUGACAACAGACACAACAGAGGGGAGGACAACAAAGAGGGAGAGGACUAUGUGAAUUUUGAAAACGUCUGUUACGAGAGAGGUCUAGAGGACUAUGUGCAUUUUGAAAACGUCUGUUACGAGAGAGGUCUGGAGAGAGGGAAGAGGGAAAAUAAGAAUGAGGAGGAGAAAGGGCACAGCUAUGGGAAAUCAGAGGAUGUCUAUGACAACAAAGAGGAAAACACUCAUGAAAAAAUGAACAGUGAAGAUGAUGAAGAAGAUUACGUUAAUGUCUCCGCUCAGGACAAUGCUGUAACACAGGCAGGCGCAUCAGCUGUAUAUAGCUCAAGAUCAAAAAUGUAAAAGUGGGCUGCAAAUAAAGUUGACUAAAAUCA
Messenger RNA from Salvelinus sp. IW2-2015, 801 nucleotides. RefSeq lists its product as uncharacterized. The record is from RefSeq and is a predicted model, not a curated record. Bases 14 to 769 code for a protein of 251 amino acids. The transcript is spliced from 3 exons. Lineage: Eukaryota; Metazoa; Chordata; Actinopteri; Salmoniformes; Salmonidae.